AUGGCUCACGUGUGGCGACAGCAGGUCGGCAGUAGGAGGCAUUGCUUGGGCCUCCUCCCCACCAUCCUCUCCCUCCUCUUCCUUGCAGUCCACACCAGCCUAGCAACCAUACACAUUCCCUCCAACUACCACAUAAGUGACCUCAAGAGGCCUCCAGUUAUCAUCACACAGCCGGAGUCUUUUACUGUCUUCAGCAUUGAAGACUUUGUCAUGACCUGUGAAGCCACCGGCAACCCUCCGCCCAUUUUCCGAUGGACGAAGGACGGGGAGGAGUUCGACCCGGGUACCGACCCGGAGCUGAAAGUGAUCGAUCGAGCCGGUUCCUUCGCCUUCUACACCCUUAGCAACAGUGUAGAAUCCCUGAAGCAGUACCAGGGCAAAUACGUGUGCUAUGCAUCCAACGAGCUUGGCACGGCCGUCUCCAAUGAGGCCACGCUUCGCACCGAUGCCCCACCGACCCAGCAGAAAGAGAAAAAAGUUCAUGUGAAGUCAGAAGAAGGAAGCAGCAUCGUUCUGAAGUGCAACCCCCCAGAGAGCUCCAUGGAGCCCAUCAUUCACUGGAUGGACUGGAAGCUUCACCACAUCAACCAGAGUGAACGGGUGAUGCUGGGAAAGGAUGGCAACCUGUAUUUUGCCCACCUGAAAACCACAGACAGCAGGGAUGACUACACUUGCAAUGUCCAGUUUCUGGCAACUCGCACUAUUCUGGCAAAGGAGCCUGUCACUCUGACUGUCAACCCCUCCAACUCAGUGCUACGGAACAGGCGGCCCCACAUGAUGAGACCUACUGGAAGUCACAGCACUUACCAUGCACUCAGGGGCCAGACCCUAGAGCUUGAGUGCAUCGUCCAAGGCUAUCCAACUCCUAAAGUACUCUGGGUUCGGAAGGAUGGUGAGAUGUCCGAAUCGCGGACUGCCAAAGACAAGUACGACCGUCGUCUGCGCUUCACCAAUAUCUCAGAGAGCGACGCCGGCGAGUAUCAGUGUCUUGCUGAGAAUUCCCAAGGAAAGAGCACACACACUUACUCCGUGUCAGUGGAAGCUUCUCCCUACUGGACCAAAGAACCAGUCAGUAGGUUGUACGCUCCCGGUGAGAAUGUUCGACUCGACUGCCAGGCGGAGGGCAUCCCCUCUCCAACCAUCACGUGGACCAUCAACGGGAUGCCCCUCUCAUCGACCGACAGAGAUGCAAGACGCACUCUGACGCCUGGCGGCUCUCUCAUCUUAAAGGAUGUCAAUUUUGAAGACACGGCUAUCUACCAGUGCAGGGCCUCCAACAAGCAUGGAGCCAUCCUUUCAAACACUAACGUUUAUGUUAUUGAGCUGCCUCCGCAGAUCUUAACUGAAGAUGGCAACAUUUACACAGUUACUGAAGGCCAAAAGGUUUUACUGGAGUGUGACAGCUUUGGAUCUCCGAAACCAAAAGUCACAUGGCAAAGCAACAGGGAGUCCUCCCUUUUGGCUGAUUCCAGAAUUAACCCUCUUACCAACGGGGGUCUGCAAAUCUUCAAUGUCACACAUUAUGACGAGGGUUUCUACACGUGCGCUGUGGAGAACACUGACCUGUCCAUUAGUGCAGAGCUGGAGGUGCUCAACAGAACAGUCAUCCAGUCACCUCCGCAGGAUCUGAAGGUGCAGCCUGGACAAACUGCUAUUUUCACUUGUCUUUUCCAAGUGGACCCCAAACUUGCCUCGCCACUUAUUCAGUGGAGAAAGAACAACCAGAAGCUCUUUGCGUCUGACAGUGACAUGAAAUAUACGUUCAAAGGACCGGACUUGAUCAUCUCUAAUACAGAAGCUAAAGAUCAAGGAAACUACACGUGUCAGAUCAUCACUAAUCUGGACAUGGCUGAAGCAACUGCCACGCUCACUCUCCAUGAUCGCCCAGACCCUCCUACGCUACUGCAGCUUACUCAUCCUGAAAGGCGCGCAAUCACCCUCAGUUGGACUCCUGGAGAUGAACACAACAGCCCAGUGAUUGAGUAUGUGAUAGAGUUUGAGGAUCAGGUUUCAAAUGAGCAAGGUUGGGAAGAGUUGAACAGAGUAUCAGGGAACAACAACCGUACCAGUCUCUCUCUGUGGCCCUAUAUGUCGUAUCGUUUCCGUGUCAUUGCCAUCAAUGAGGUGGGCAUGAGUGCUCCAAGCAAGCCAACUGAAAUCCACAGUACAACUGCUGAAGUACCAGACAGGAAUCCUGAAGAUGUCAGAAGUGAAUCUGCUGACCCAGACACACUCGUAAUCACCUGGGAGGAAAUGGACAAACGAGACUUUAAUGGACCUGGGUUCAAGUAUCGUGUCCUGUGGAGACGGGUUGUAGGCAGCGGGCCUGACUGGCACCCCAACUACACAACUGCACCGCCAUUGGUAGUCAGUAAGAUUGGCAACUUUUCUGCGUUUGAGAUCAAAGUGCAGGCUGUCAAUGAAUACGGGGAAGGACCUGAGCCAGAUCCUGUAAUAGGGUACUCCGGCGAGAAUUUUCCACUGGAGGCUCCCAUGAAUGUGGGCAUGGACAUAUUGAACAGCACUGCCAUCAAGGUGACUUGGUCUCCAAUAGACAGAGAGACGGUCAGAGGACACCUGCUCGGCUACAGGAUUCACCUGACUAGGUUUGGCCCACGGGGUCACCACGUAGCUCGACGGGCUAGGGAGCCAAAGAUUACUGUAGUAGUAGAGACUGGAGCCAAUGAGGAGAGGAAGGUGAUCGGUGACCUCCAACCGUACUCUCACUAUACUUUGACUGUCAGCGUGUUCAAUGCCAAAGGAGAUGGGCCGCAUUCACAGAUGCUGCCUUUUGAGACAGAUGAAGGAGUUCCUCAUCCGCCAACAUCCCUGGCGCUAGACAGUCCAUCUGAGACAGAAAUGACGCUGCGCUGGACACCACCAAGCCAGCCCAAUGGGAUUCUUAUUGGGUACCGUUUGCAGUACCAACAAAUUGUAGAGAGUGAUGACAGUCCCAUGCAAGUGGAGGAUAUAGAUGAUCCUACAAUAAACCACUUCACCUUGAAGGCCCUGGAUCGCCACAGUCACUACCGCUUCUACGUGAGGGGACGCACUGCUGCUGGACAGGGAGAACCCAUUGAGAGGGAAGGUGCCACCACUUUGGAUGGAGCACCUCCUGUCAACAUUAGUGUGUCUCCUGGAGAGACCUUUGCUAAUAUAAGUUGGUUGUCCAAGAAGAGGCAUAGGAAUGUUAAAUUUCUGAUCCAAUAUCUCAAGAAGAAUGGCGCUGAUAAAUGGAAGACUGAGAAAGUGGACUCCUCUCAGUCCUUCUACCAGGUCAAAGGCCUGAAACCUGGUUCUCAUUACCAUCUGCGCUUCACCCACAGCAAUGUAACCUUUUUUCAGACUGAGACUGACACACUGGGAACAGGAGUGACUGAAGUGCAGCACAGCAUCGCCACCCAAGGCUGGUUCAUUGGCCUAGUGAGCGCCAUUGUGCUGUUGCUGCUCAUUCUUCUCAUCAUCUGCUUUGUCCGGAGGAACAAAGGGGGAAAGUAUUCAGUGAAAGACAAAGAGGAAGGCCCGAUGGACUCAGAGGCCCGGCCGAUGAAGGAUGAGACCUUUGGAGAGUACAGAUCUCUAGAAAGUGACCUGGAGGAGAAGCGUACUGCCAGCCAGCCAUCGUUGUGUGAGGAAAGCAAGCUGUGCAGCGAGGACAACCUGGACUUCAACGGUAGCAGCGUGCUGACCACCGAGGUCAACCUGGAUGAGUCACUGGCCAGCCAGCUUAGCCGACCCAGCGGAGGAUCAGAGGGGCUGGAUAACUCCCUGCAUAACCCCACCACCAUUUCCUCUGCCACCAAUGGCCUGCCCAACCAAGUCGCCAUCCUUGAUUAA
Molecule: messenger RNA, 3837 nt
Organism: Nerophis lumbriciformis (worm pipefish)
Lineage: Eukaryota; Metazoa; Chordata; Actinopteri; Syngnathiformes; Syngnathidae
Source: RefSeq, a predicted model, not a curated record